Messenger RNA from Epithele typhae, 918 nucleotides. RefSeq lists its product as uncharacterized. The record is from RefSeq and is a predicted model, not a curated record. Lineage: Eukaryota; Fungi; Basidiomycota; Agaricomycetes; Polyporales; Epitheliaceae. The transcript has 3 exons. The coding region runs from base 1 to 918 and encodes 305 amino acids.
AUGGCCGCUCUCGCUGCCUUUUCACUCCCUCUCACUACACUCCCUUUUGGCUACGCGUCCUCCGCCCGUUCGUUCUCCUCCACCUCCGCCCGCACUGCAUUCGACACCGGCGUCGACAAACGAGACCAAUUCUUCGGACGCAGGGCCUGCGGAGUCUGCGGACGCACAGGAACCCGUCUAAUACACCGUGUUCCCAUCGUCCCCCAUUCCGAGCGGGAUAUUUGGCGCGAACUCAGAGGCCGCCUUUGGAUCCCCGUCCAAGCCAAGCGGCACAUUGCGAACGAGCCCCGCAACGGUCUCCUCAUGUGCCGAGACCACUGCAGGCAAUUCGAGGCGUAUCAUUUCUUCAUCCGUUACUUCCCCGGCCCCGAGAACGAUCCCAAGCUCGGUCGGUACGUCCUCAUCAACUACGCCGAUUUCCCAGACCUCCGGCCCUUCCACAACAAGGCCGUCGCCCUCGACGCCCAGGACCACCACGCCCCCUUCCCCGCGCUCUUCAUCAUCCACGAGAUGCGCGUUCGCGGCUGGAACCCGUUCAGCCCCACCGCCCCCGACGCCCCCGACGACAUUCCCCCCUGGCAAGACUGGCCCGUAUCUCGCGGCGCUUUGCAGCCUGCGGACGGCGGGCCGGGACUGUUUGUCCGCGGCCUUCCGGCGCGUCAGGCUGCGCCUCCGACGCCGCCUCCCGACUCUCCACUUGCGGGCGUGCCAGACGCGAACGCGGACGAGGGUGGCUCGUCGACUGUCAUUCUCCCGCCUGCGGGUGACGCACUCGUGGAGAUCGUGGCGGCGACGCACACGAUGCCGGCGUGGCAAGCGCGCGAGGUCGAGAACACGAGCCGGGAGGGCGCGGCGGCGGAGGACAUCCGCAUCGAGGUUCAGGAGCCUGCGGAAGCCGGACGGAACUUGUUUGUGUGA